Molecule: messenger RNA, 1595 nt
Organism: Hyposmocoma kahamanoa
Lineage: Eukaryota; Metazoa; Arthropoda; Insecta; Lepidoptera; Cosmopterigidae
Exons: 2
Coding region: 201-1076 (291 amino acids)
Source: RefSeq, a predicted model, not a curated record
CCGUGUUCACACGCUGUUACAGUUCUCUAUUUAACUGCCACGGGGCGCGUGCUACUCAGUACAUUACGAUCGCGCGACUCAACUACGAGUUUUUUUAUUCCCAGCUUUAUUUAAAAACAAUAAAAUCGUAUGUGAGGAGUGAUUUCAAUUAUACGUGUGCUGAAAUGGUGUUCAGUGAUUUUAUUUGAAAAGAUACCACCAUGCUGCUAUUAUUUCUCGUCGGACUCACGGCAGUUGCAUCCCAGGAGAUAAGACCACCACCUGUACAAUGUCCCACCUGCAUCAAAGUGGAUAACAUCUGCCACAAUAUUUCACACCUCUUACAAUUACAAGCAUCUUUUAGAACAGUCGUUGUUAUCACCGAAUUAGGAAUACUACGUUCCAAGAACAUACUUUUUUAUGCUUUUGAACCAAACAUUACCGAUAAAGAAUACUAUAAGGUUGGAUAUGUGAAUUUAGAUAAUUUCAACGAAACUGGUGUAGUCGUUGGUGCAAGUGCGGUCAAUUUGAUUACUUUUGAUAUUAUACAGUCUAAUGGAACAAUUUAUUAUGGAGGUGGAGACGCCUUGUAUGUUUCCGACAAAUUUAACACUGUGCACUUUUUUGGCUCAAAAGCUGAUAGAAUUAGAAGUGUAGUAGUGUACAAAAACGAAGUACAUUUCGUUAGAGAUGGCGAGGGUAAGAUUGUUAAAAAGCAAGGUGAUAAUUUCAAAAUUUACGAUUUGUACACUAGCGUAAAAAACUUUUUAAUAAACAAAGAAGGUAAUAUGUUUUUUUUGAAUAACAGCGGUUUGUAUUUGAAUAGGUUUGAGACGGAUUUAACGGUACGUUUGUCAAAGAAUAACUUUUUCAGAGGAUUGACUAUGGACUUGAAUGAAAACUUCUACGCUUGGUGGAUAGAUGGCAUUUAUAAAGUUGUAAAAGGUAGAGAUUUCUUAGACGCUAAGUUGGUAAGAGUAGCUGAUAUUCCUAACAUAGGUGCCAUGACUUUUGACAAUGGUAAUAAUUUCUUGUUCACGACGUCAAAGAGCUUAUUUAAACUGACAUCGACUAACGAUGCUGACGUAAGGUGUUAAAUGGAAACAUUUAGCAGCAAUUGUAAAUAAUACGGGACGGCUUCAAAUUUACUUAAAUAGAUAUAGUAAUGUUAUAUAAAACAUCGCAUGUUCGAUCAGAAAUUGAUGAAUUUUGAAAAGUAACAUUCUAAGUAAACUGCCAAAACUAUUAUUGUUUAUGAAACUAGUUUGUAUGUAUGUCUCUGUCGCCAUCUCUGAGGUGCUGGGUUCGUUGUCUCAGGUCUGGGUGUUUGCAGUACUGUCGUUGGUUCCGAUUCCCACAAGUGCUCUAGUUACUUACUUUGUGAUCACAGUGAUGUUGUCUAAUAAUAGUUUGUGGUUAUAAUUGAUACAAAAAUUUAACAAAUUGUAAGAAACAUUUUUUCGAUCCAGCUGGAUUUAAACCACUGACACUUUCUACUACUAGAGAGUACUUUGUUAAAUAUAGAAUAAUGACUGUAAUUUCAUUGUCUAGAUACAGAUCGUUAUUAUGAAAAAAAUAAUUGUAAGGCGAAGAUAUCAGACAUACAUACAUAUAAC